Messenger RNA from Desarmillaria tabescens, 1103 nucleotides. RefSeq lists its product as uncharacterized. Bases 16 to 735 code for a protein of 239 amino acids. NCBI's taxonomy places the organism in Eukaryota, Fungi, Basidiomycota, Agaricomycetes, Agaricales, Physalacriaceae. The record is from RefSeq and is a predicted model, not a curated record. The transcript has 6 exons. Gene Ontology annotation, molecular function: mRNA binding. Gene Ontology annotation, biological process: mRNA export from nucleus. Gene Ontology annotation, cellular component: nucleus.
GCCUUGCACUUUACCAUGUCCUAUCGACAAUCGUCUUACUCUCGUUAUAAUACCUUUCAUACUCAAAAACAACAAGUCCUCGGGAAUAAUGCUGGCCAUGUCGCUCCAGCAUGGCGUGGUGCAGGAUCGUCGGGCGCUAAUGCUUCCAUUGGGAAGGGAAAACAGGCAGCGAGUCAGGCAGGCAGCAAGAUUUUACUUAGUAGGUUGCCCGUGGACGUGAGUGAGAAAGAAGUAGAGGAAUUGUUCAGGAAGACCGUAGGGCCACUGAAGGAUUCCUUCAUCGUGUACAACUCCCAAGGGAAAUCUAAAGGGAUGGCAAUAAUAUCCUUUCAAAAGCCAGGUGACGCUGCUGUAGCUCGGUCAAAAUACGACGGAAAAUUUGUGGAUGGACGACGUCCAAUCAAGAUUGAAAUUAUCUCGGACGAUAUAUCGCCAGCUUCUGUGUCUUCAAGUACCCCUUCACUGUUCGAUAGAAUUGCUGGUACGAAGCCCAUCGUGAAUGGCGCUACGCCCGCUGCUACCACUGGGGUCAAGAGCUCCGUUCAGAAUCAUGCUCUGCCGAGACAGGUCGCUGCAGCAGCCUCUAUCGCUGCCGGACUGCCGGUGCCAGCUAACCCUCGACGACGCUUGAAGAAGGGUCCUCGACGGCUGAAGAAACAGAUAGUCUUCAAGUCACUCGAACAACUUGACCAAGAAAUGGAAGACUAUCGCGCUGCUGCUGAUGUUGGCUCCUGAUCAACGGAAGGGACGUUUAGAUCGAGUUUUUGCGGCACUUUUCCUCAAGGUUUUCAUUGGCAGAUUUCGUGCAGUAUCUCUGUUUGACAGUUAACCCUUUCCACAGCCAAAGACCAAGGACAAGUCACGUACGGCACGAGGGUGAACUCAUGGCAUAGCCACCCUCUUCCUCUGCCAUGAGGCCGAUAUGGUGGACCGUUUGCUUUUUUGUAUUAUCUGAACAAAUGCCAACACGGGCAUGUUAUAUAUGCUAGCUGGGAUAGGUUUCACCUUUUCCAUGUCAUUCAACCUCAGACGUUCUUGCUAUCGAAGGAAAUUCGGCGACAAGAAAAGCUACGAAGAUAGCAUUCAUAUUCAGUGUUUAACUA